Messenger RNA from Limulus polyphemus (Atlantic horseshoe crab), 4035 nucleotides. RefSeq lists its product as uncharacterized. Lineage: Eukaryota; Metazoa; Arthropoda; Merostomata; Xiphosura; Limulidae. The coding region runs from base 27 to 1067 and encodes 346 amino acids. The transcript has 5 exons. The record is from RefSeq and is a predicted model, not a curated record.
ACAAUUCUGACUGGGGCUUCAGUUUAAUGAACACCUCAUCAUCACAGCAAGCUGCAACCCAGCAAAGUCAAGGAAGAACCAGAAAUGGUGCUUAUGGUAUCUCUGGAAAAGAUCCAUUUGGUAGAAAAACAGCAGUUAAUUCAAAUGAACUUGCUUCUCCAAAUGGAAACUUUGCUAAUUUCGAAAAUUCUUUUAGCAGUGUCCCAGCAGCAACUACCCAAGAUGCUGGUCAAUUUGCAGCCCAAAAUUUCACUCCAUUCCAAAGUUCUUCAUCAGAAGGAUAUUUUUCUAGCCCAACCAAGCAGACAAUAAACCAUCAGAUUUCUGAUAAGUAUGCUGCAUUUGCCAGUGUGAACAACCUCUUCCCUCAACCUUCUCUGCCAGUCACUACAUCUGGAUCUGUUUGGUCAGUUGCAGGAACUGUGUUUGGAACUUCUCCUGCUACUGGUUCAGUGUAUGGAACAGCUGCAUCCAAUCCAUUCAGUUCUGACACUGCUCCAACAUGGAGUCAGCCAGCCUCUGGUAGAUGUGAAUCGCAAAAAUUUUUUCCUGCUGCUAACCCAUUCCAGGGUGCAUUACCACCUCCUGGAUUUAGUGCUUUUGCACAAACUGCAGCUUUUGAUGUUCAAGUCCCCACACAGAGUAUCAAUCAUUUUGACCAAUGUGAGAUUCUAGCAUCUGGCUCUCCAAACAAGGUUGAUUUUGGUGUUUUUACUGAAAGUAUAACACCUAAUACAACUUUUCAAGUUAUACCUGGUAGUUCUGGGAUGGUGAAACCAUCCAUCGAUAUGUCAAAAAAACAAUUUGGAAUAAAAAAUGAAGGAUUUAACAUGGGAGGAACUGCAACUGGCUGGCCUGUUACAGGCAUAAACCCUAAUGGGGAUCAAUCAUCCGGGGUUACCUGGAACUUUAGAAGUGGUCAACAGGCCCAACGGAGUAUUUUUCCAGAUAACAAGUUUGAAAAUUGGCCAAAGGAACAGUUUAUUCAGUCCUCAGGCAAUCCAUUUUCCGUUUCUAGUGGACCAACUCAGCCAGUGAAGCUUAACCCAGGAAAUCCAUUUCUCUGACCAUCACAUAAAAGGCCUGUAUGAAAGCACUUUCUGUUAAGUAAAGUUUGUCUACAAGUGUAACGUCACUCCAGUAUGGCUAUUAUUGUUUGAUGAAACUGGUACUAAACAAAUUAGUCAUAAAGCCAAAGGUAUAUGACAGUAUACUAGCUUGUCACUCUUAUAUAAUUAUUAAUGUAUGAGUGUACAGGAGGUUGUUGGACAGGAAACCAAGAUCAUUAGGAAAUAAGUGAAGUGCUUGAAAAAUUAAAGAAGAGGCUUGGGAAUUAUUCAUCAAGUUAAACAGGGAAAAACUGUGAUCACCUGCCAAAUACCUAUUAGGACUCUAGUCAUGUGACCUUAAACAUUAUGUAUAAUUCACCAACACAGCUAAAAAUUAAUUAUUUAAGUUGCAUUUUACCAACUAUAGCCAUAUUGAAGUUCCCAUACCCAUAUAAAUUAAUUUUUGCUAUAUGUAUACAUAUGUAUAUGUGUUUGUAUUUAUAAUCAAAUAAUGUUUCAAAACUCAUGAUCUUUCCAGGUUAAGAUGUUAAAUCUGGAAAAUUUUACACGAUUGUUAGAGCCUACAGAGGUUGAGUAUGUUACAUUAAAACAAUUUUAUAGCCUCACCAUGUCAUCAUUGCAGUCCCAUGUCCCCGUGUCUGGUUAUGCUCUAUGUGAUGACCAUGUAUCUUGACAAUAGUUCUACAGCAUAGUUUCCAUUGCAAAACACUCCAUCCUAAGUCUGUUAUAUCUGAAAUGCAGCCUCUCUUCCAUGCUGCUUUCCACAAUCUAUCUAGUGUAGGAGGACAAUUGUUUCAACAGUACAGUAGCGCAGAAAUUCAGUGAAUUGACUGAUAUAUUUUCAUAUGGAAUUGUGUCAGUACUCAUUCCAUUGUCCAGCUGCAAGAUGUAUGGGAUGUUUGAUCAGAUAUGUUUUAGAAACAACUUGUGUACACGUGACUUCCAGAUGUAGGUCCUCUUGAUUAAGUCGGUGUGGGACAUGUAGACAGUUUUGCCAUUGGCCUUUGUGUCCGUGUAUUCUCACCUGUUACAAGACACCACAUUUUGCUUACUACUGCUGGAGUACAACUUGUUGCAAGUUUCUUUCUGAAUGUUCCCUAUUCUCCAAGUUGAAUCAUAUUCCUUUGUUUUCCAAUGCCAUUAAGUACAAGGGAUAUUUUUGUUUUGGAAAUUCAAAAUCCCUGAUCAGAAUAUAUCUUUAUGAUCCAAGUGUAUGAUUAUUUUGCAUCAGAAAGGACUUAAUUACACUUCCUGAAAGUGAUCAAUUUUUGCCAGCAUUGUACUACCUACAAAAUGCCAGGCAAUUUCAAAAUGUGCUAAUAUUUUCCAUUCUGCUGUGAUGUUAUAAUGACUGUGGUUGUCAGGUUAUUAGCUUAUUUGCAUAACCAAAAUUGUUUUAAUAUAAUGUGUUUGAUCUUCUAUAUAUGAUGAAAGAACUUAUGGUCUUAACACUUUUUCAGUUGAAGAAAUGAAUGUAAUGUAAACAUUUUGGCUUUGUAUAACAUACAAAUGUUUUAUUUCCACAUAAAUGGCAAAUAGCCACUUAGAUAAUGAACAUUUUAGUUUUAUUUUCAUGAAGCUAAAAUUUUUGGUUACAAACUUUUUCAGGUUAUUCAUGUUGUGGAAAAUACACACCUUUAUAUGUAGUUUUUUAAAGUAAUCAAUAUUAUUAUUUUGAUAUUUGGAUGAUCAUUUAUCACAUAUAUUUUAUUUUAUUGUAUUUGGUGUAUUUAAAAUGUUGUAUGUAAAUUUAUAAUAGAACAUGACAUUCCAUUUAAGAGAAUACUUCAGUUAUAUUCUUAAAGUUAAACAAAAAUAUUUCUAAUGUCAGUUGUACGUAUUUCAGGAAAGACAAUACCCAAGAAUUGAUAUGUGUAUGGUUGUUAAUGGUGUGCAAUUUGAAUAAUAAAUAAGAAUAUAUUAUGUAUUUAUCGCUAUGGGUCCAUAUUUCUGGGACACCCUGUACAAUAUAUGGUAGAAAGCUGGAAGAUAGUUUAAUAUGUACUGCAAAAGAAUAACUUACUGACGACAGUAAACGUAAUAAAAAAUUAUAAAGUGUUUUGUGAAGGAAAUAUAUAUAUCAAAUAAGAUCAAACAUUUGAACAGAUAUAAUAGGUUAUUUUUAUUAAUAACUUGUUGGUUUUAAUUACUUUAUCUAAAUUCAAAUAUUGAAGUAGUAUCAGUUUAAAAAAAUUGUAGAAGUGUGAGAUUUUAAUAAUGAAAAUAUGUAAUAGUAAAGUUAGUAACUAUUUUUAUGAUACUAUUAGGAAAAAUGAUACACUAGAGUGCCAAUUAUUCAGACUAACUGGAACCAGGAGUGGUACAUAUAAUCAAAAAUCUGCAUCAAUGUGCAAAAUUGUAUCUUGGACAAAUAUUUUACAAUAUUAUUAAUACAUACAGUUAAUGCAAAUAAAAAUAAUUCAAGCCAUAAGUAAGAAAUGAUUCCAUUUUGCAUUUGGUAGACAUCCCUCCUUCCCAUCAAAGAGCAACUUUAAUUUGAAAACAAAAACAAAAAAAUGUUUUUGAUUUUUAAGGUACACAAAGCAGAUCUGUACUCAGUAAGGCUAAUGUCACAAACAACAGUUCUGCAGCAAGAUCUUCCCUUUGCUACGAAGUGGUCCAAGCCUGUUAGGACACUCUUAACAUUUGUGUGGCUUUUUACAAAGAAUAUACAUACGUAUAUUUAUAUAUAUUUUUAAUUUUCAAAAUUUGAUCUGGAUAAUUGGACAAUCGGAUAAUCUGCAUUCUACUGUACUUAAAGUUGUGUUAUGUACUUGUGUGUCUGUCUUAAACAUGAAAAAAGUGAAUAUGAAAAUAAGUGACCAAACUGUUAUUUGAAAAAUAAUGUUGUUUUAUGUGUGUAACAAGCUUUUAUGUACUUGACAAGUCAAACAGUUAUCCAUUAAGAGAUAUUCAUACGUGUACUAUGGAUAACAUUUGUAAGAUUAAAAAGAUUCAUACAUAA